CUACCUUUUAUAGCUAGCUAGUAUCACUCACUCACUCUCACUCACUGGCUCGCUGCAGACCACACCAACCGCGUCUCAUCUUUCCAUUUGGCAGUUACCCUCUUUCACACACAGAGACAGAGCGAGUGAGAAUGGAGAGGAUGGUGAUGAGGCUGAUGAGGAGGAAGUCUCUCCUCCACGGAGGCAGCGGCGGGUUAUUAGCAGCAUCCACGGCGAACGGCAGCGUCGUCUCCGGCGCCGGUGGCUCGCCUUUCUUCUCCACGCAGCAACAGCAGCAGGAGGAUCCCAUCCUUCCAGCGCUCAAGAUCAGAGACACGGCCGCCCAUCUGAUUGGGAGGACGCCACUGGUGUACCUGAACAAGGUGACGGAGGGAUGCGGCGCCCGGAUCGCCGCCAAGCUCGAGUUCCUGCAGCCCUCCUUCAGCGUCAAAGACAGGCCAGCGAUUUCAAUGAUGGAAGAUGCUGAAAAGAAGGGGUUGAUCACCCCAGGCAAGACCACAUUGAUUGAGCCCACGUCAGGGAACAUGGGCAUUGGCCUCGCAUUCAUGGCUGCUCUCAAAGGGUAUGAACUGGUUCUCACAAUGCCGUCAUACACCAGCCUUGAGAGGAGAGUGGUCAUGAGGGCCUUCGGCGCGCAGCUUGUUCUUACCGACCCCGCGAAAGGGAUGGGAGGGACAGUGAGGAAAGCAACCCAGCUCUACGAGAACCAUCCUAGCGCAUUCAUGCUCCAACAGUUUGAGAAUCCUGCCAAUGUGAAGGUACACUAUGAGACAACUGGUCCAGAAAUAUGGGAGGACACACUGGGACAGGUCGACAUUUUCGUCAUGGGAAUCGGGAGUGGUGGAACCGUCACUGGGGUCGGCAAGUACCUCAAAGAGAAGAACCCCAAUGCAAAGAUCUAUGGAGUUGAACCUGCUGAAGCAAAUGUUCUGAACGGUGGGAAGCCAGGGCCUCACCUCAUUACUGGAAAUGGAGUGGGAUUUAAGCCAGAUAUUUUGGACAUGGAUAUAAUGGAGAAGGUUCUUGAGGUAAAAGGUGAGGAUGCUGUUAAGAUGGCGCAACAAUUAGCACUUAAAGAAGGCCUGUUGGUAGGGAUAUCAUCGGGAGCCAACACAGUUGCAGCUAUUGAACUCGCAAAGAGGCCAGAAAACAAAGGGAAGCUCAUUGUGACUGUUCAUCCGAGCGCGGGGGAACGAUACUUAUCAGCAGCGUUGUUUGAGGAUUUGAGGAAGGAAGCCGAGGCUAUGCAGCCAGUGCCAGUGGACUAAGUUGCAGCUUGCAAGCAUGCAAAUGGAUCCUUGGUGCAUCACAUAUUGGAUCUUACAAAAUAAAUUCCCUGGCUACCAUGUUACAAGUACCUAGAAAUGAACUCUUCAAAUAUGAGCUUGCAAUUUGUGCCUCCUGUGGACCUUAUGUAAAGAACAAUUAAAAUGAUUCAGAAAGGACUUUAUUUUUCUUGCCAUUACUGCUUUCCUCAAAAGAAAAUCAAUGACAUAUUAUGACAUCCUUUAUUUGAA
Messenger RNA from Brachypodium distachyon (stiff brome), 1517 nucleotides. Its product is annotated as bifunctional L-3-cyanoalanine synthase/cysteine synthase 2, mitochondrial. Gene Ontology annotation, molecular function: cysteine synthase activity. The coding region runs from base 132 to 1268 and encodes 378 amino acids. Lineage: Eukaryota; Viridiplantae; Streptophyta; Magnoliopsida; Poales; Poaceae. The transcript has 10 exons. Gene Ontology annotation, cellular component: cytoplasm. The record is from RefSeq and is a predicted model, not a curated record.